Messenger RNA from Gaeumannomyces tritici R3-111a-1, 1253 nucleotides. Its product is annotated as CCR4-Not complex subunit Caf16. The record is from RefSeq and is a predicted model, not a curated record. The coding region runs from base 104 to 961 and encodes 285 amino acids. The transcript has a single exon. Lineage: Eukaryota; Fungi; Ascomycota; Sordariomycetes; Magnaporthales; Magnaporthaceae. Gene Ontology annotation, molecular function: ATP hydrolysis activity; ATP binding.
UCCCUCCACGCCGACUCACCCUCGAAUCCCCCCUACUUCUUGCACCACAUCCGCAGCGCCGCCAAGAGAACAAAGCCAACCACCAACCAAACCUCUGCCCGCCAUGGCGCGCCUACCCACAGUCGAGGUCCGGGACCUGACCUACUCAUUCCCCGACCGCAGCACCGGCCUGUCGGGCGUCAGCCUCUCACUCCCGUCGCGCAGCCGCGCGUGCCUGAUCGGGGCCAACGGGGCCGGCAAGACGACGCUCCUGCGCCUGCUGGCCGGCAAGCGGCUCUCGCCCGCGGGCGCCGUGCUCGUCGGCGGCGUCGACCCCUUCUCCGACUCGCCCGAGGGCGUGACCUACCUGGGGCUCGAGUGGGUCCUCAACCCCAUCGUGCGCACCGACGUCGGCGUCGCCGAGCUCCUCCGCUCCGUCGGCGGCGACGCCUACCCGGAGCGCCGCGACGAGCUCGUCGCGGUCCUCGACGUCGACACCUCGUGGCGCAUGCACGCCGUCUCGGACGGCGAGCGCCGCCGCGUCCAGCUGGCCAUGGGGCUCGUCCGCCCCUGGUCGCUGCUGCUGCUCGACGAGGUCACGGUCGACCUCGACGUGCUGUCGCGCGCGCGCUUCCUGGGCUGGCUGCGCCGCGAGACCGAGGUGCGGGACGCGACCAUAGUGUACGCCACCCACAUCCUCGACAACCUGGCCGGCUGGCCCACGCACCUGGUGCACAUGCACGUCGGCACCGUGCGCGAGUGGGGGCCGACGCAGGAGUUCCUGGACGCCGUUGGGGAUAGCGGCUCCGGCAACAGCAGGCUGGGCGAGCUGGUGCUCGGCUGGCUCGAGCGUGACCUCGCGGACCGCGGGCCGCGCAGCCAGAACAGGCGGGCGCCCGAGGGCAAGACGUACGGCCAGGGCGGCGCCGAGCUGGGCGGGUACGGGUUCGAGCCGAACGGGCCGCCGCCAAAGGGGGAGUGAUGGAAGCGAGGGGGGCUUUCUUUUCUUCUUCGUUGUUUUUUUUCUUUUAUUGCUCUCCUUCUUCAACUAGAGAGUUGCGUUUCUGGAGGACACAGUGGCGUUCAACAAUGGCAUCCACGCGAGAGGGCAUAUUGCACUUAACUGCAUGCCAAUGGGGGAUAAACGGCGUUUUGUUAUUUGGUUCUUCAACACGGACAGGAAUCUAGGUAGAUAUGGGCAAGGCAUGAUACGUGAAGCUAGAAAAAUGCAAUAGCAGCUUUCAAGGCUACGAUGGCUAUCAACAAGCUUCCAA